Molecule: messenger RNA, 3818 nt
Organism: Abrus precatorius (Indian licorice)
Lineage: Eukaryota; Viridiplantae; Streptophyta; Magnoliopsida; Fabales; Fabaceae
Product: pentatricopeptide repeat-containing protein At4g01030, mitochondrial
Exons: 1
Coding region: 288-3128 (946 amino acids)
Biological process (GO): RNA modification
Molecular function (GO): protein binding; zinc ion binding; RNA binding
Source: RefSeq, a predicted model, not a curated record
CCAAUAGCGAGUGCCAAAGUGGCAAUAAUUGCCUCUUGGGCACUUUACCUUUUUCUUGUUUACGGUUCAUUCAUGAGUUAUACGGAUAAACCUUAUCAACUAAACUCAAAACUUUUGCAUCCCACAGGCUCACAAAGACACGAACUUUCUAACAUCCCAGCCAAUACCCAGAAUUUAGAUGAUGAACAACUUAGGAAACACAUCAUUGGAGUUGCAGUUCAAGCUAGAGCUAUCUUAGUAUAUAUAUAUAAUUGUCCCUACUAUUCAAUCACAUUUAUAACUGUAAUAUGGCAUUUUGCAUCUCCUUUCCCUACCAAAGCUUUAUAGAUAAGCUUGCUCCUUUUCAUCAUCUUAAUCCUUGUUCUAUUCAUAACCCACAAACCAACAUGCAACCCAAAAACCAUUCGCCCUCUUCAGUUUCUCUUGCAGUGUCUGAUAUUCAGAUGUUUUCUUCUACUCAAUUUUGCUCAUCUGAAGUUUCUCCAUGCUUUCAACCGUUGGAUAACUUGGGUGAUAUAAGGACUUUGAAUUCUGUCAGGGAAUUGCAUGCCCAGAUGAUCAAAAUGCCAAAAAAUAGGAGCUUGGUUACAAUGGAUGGAAGCAUGAUGAGGAACUACUUGGAAUUUGGAGAUUCUAUCUCAGCAACAAAGGUUUUCUUUGUUGGUUUUGCAAGGAAUUAUCUUCUGUGGAACUCUUUUCUGGAGGAAUUUGCAAGUUUUGGAGGUGACCCACGUGAGGUUCUGGAGGUUUUUAAGGACUUGCAUAAAAAAGGAGUGAACUUUGAUAGCAAAGCUCUCACUGUUGUUCUGAAGAUUUGUUUGGUUUUAAUGGAUUUGUGGAUUGGUAUGGAAGUUCAUGCUUUUUUGGUUAAGAAAGGCUUCCAUGUUGAUGCGCACUUGAGUUGUGCACUGAUCAAUCUCUAUGAGAAGUGUUGGGGCAUAGAUAAAGCAAAUCAAGUAUUUGAUGAGAGUCCACUCCAAGAGAAUUUCUUGUGGAAUACAGUUAUUAUGGCAAAUUUGAGGAGUGAGAGGUGGGAGAAUGCCUUAGAACUGUUCCGUAGAAUGCAAUCAGCUUCUGCUAGAGUCACUGAUGGCAACAUUGUCAAGCUGCUGCAAGCAUGUGGAAAAUUGAGAGCUCUCAAUGAAGGGAAGCAGAUUCAUGGGUAUGCUAUAAGACUUGGACUAGUGUCAAAUACCUCAAUUUGCAAUUCUGUAAUUAGCAUGUACUCUAGAAACAAUAAACUUGAACUAGCUAGAGCAGUUUUUGAUUCAAUGGAAGAUCGCGACUUAUCAUCUUGGAAUGCAAUUAUUUCGAGUUAUGCAGCUAGUUGUUGUUUGAAUGAUGCCUGUGAUAUCUUUCAACAAAUGGAGUCUUCCAGCAUUAAACCAGACAUAAUAACUUGGAAUUCGCUUUUAUCUGGACAUCUUCUUCAGGGGUCAUAUGAAAUGGUUCUCACCAAUUUUCGGAGCCUGCAACGUGCAGGCUUCAAACCAGAUUCAUGUUCAAUAACAAGUGCAAUACAAGCAGUUAUUGAAUUGGGUUCCUUUAAUUUAGGGAAAGAAAUUCAUGGUUACAUAAUGAGAAGUAAGCUUGAUUAUGAUGUCUUUGUUUGUACUUCAUUGGUGGAUAUGUAUAUAAAAAAUGAUUGCUUAGAUAAAGCUAAAGCAGUGUUCCAUCAGUCAAAGAACAAAAAUAUUUGUGCUUGGAAUUCAUUGAUAUCAGGGUACUCCUUCAAGGGCCUAUUCAAUGUUGCUGAGAAACUGUUGAACCAGAUGGAGGAGGAAGGGAUAAAACCUGAUUUGGUGACAUGGAAUAGUUUGAUUUCAGGUUAUUCAAUGUGGGGCUGUGGCGAGGAAGCUUUGGCUGUGAUCAAUCGGAUCAAGAGUUUGGGAUUUACUCCUAACGUGGUGUCAUGGACUGCUAUGAUAUCAGGCUGUUGUCAAAAUGAGAAGUACAUGGAUGCCCUACAGAUUUUCAGCCAAAUGCAAGAAGAAAAUGUAAAACCAAACUCUACUACCAUCUGCAGCUUACUUCGGGCAUGCACGGGCCCAUCACUGUUAAAGAAAGGUGAAGAGAUACACUGCUUCUGUAUGAGACUUGGGUUUGUGGAUGACAUAUUUAUAGCCACAGCCCUCAUUGACAUGUAUAGUAAAGGAGGAAAAUUAAAAGAAGCCCAUGAGAUUUUCAGGAAAAUUAAGGAGAAAACACUACCAUGUUGGAAUUGCAUGAUGAUGGGAUAUGCUAUUUAUGGCCAUGGGGAAGAGGUAAUGAAUCUUUUUGACAACAUGUGCAAAAUAGGUAUCAGACCUGAUGCUAUAACCUUCACAGCUCUUCUCUCUGGCUGCAAAAAUUCAGGUUUAGUUAUGGAAGGGUGGAAGUACUUUGACAGUAUGAGGACAGAUUACAACAUUAUUCCUACAAUUGAGCACUACUCUUGCAUGGUAGACCUUCUUGGAAAAGCUGGUUUUCUUGAUGAAGCUUUGGAUUUCAUCCAAAACAUGCCGUUAAAGCCAGAUGCUAGUAUUUGGGGUGCUCUUCUUACAUCCUGCAGAAUUCACAAAGACAUGCUAGCAGAGAUUGCAGCAAGGAAUCUUUUCAAGUUGGAACCAUAUAAUUCUGCUAACUAUGUGAUGAUGAUGAAUAUGUAUUCCUCACUUGACAGAUGGGAGGAUGUGGAGCGCCUUAAAGACUCAAUGACAGCAUUGGGGGUGAAAAUCCCAAAUGUCUGGAGUUGGACACAAGUUAAUCAGACUAUUCAUGUGUUCUCCACAGAAGGGAAAUCACAUCCAGAAGAAGGGGAAGUAUAUUUUGAGUUAUAUCAAUUAGUUUCGGAAAUACGAAAGCUGGGAUAUGUACCUGAUAUUAGUUGUGUAUAUCAGAACAUUGAUAACAGUGAGAAGGAGAAGGUUGUACUCAGUCACACUGAGAAGUUGGCUAUGACAUAUGGACUAAUGAAAACUAAAGGUGGAUCACCAAUCAGGGUAGUGAAGAACACAAGAAUUUGUCAAGAUUGUCAUACAGCAGCUAAGUACAUUUCUUUGGCUCGAAAUUGUGAGAUUUUCCUAAGAGACGGUGGUCGUUUUCACCAUUUCACGAAUGGAAAAUGCUCAUGUAAUGAUCGUUGGUAAUAAGAUGCAUAUGCAAAAGCCUGAAGCAUUUUCUUCUCUGGAGGGGUCAUUAUGCUCUUGUACAUCCACAGAGGGAGUGUGUUCCUGAAGGGAACAGUACUCUAAACUAAGGAAUGUCUAUAUUACUUGAGGAAUCAUUGAAAUACACUGUUUGCAAGUUGCAAUCUUCACCUGAAAUAGCUUACCUUAUUUUCAAGUCACAGUAUGAAAAGGUUAGAACAGCGUGCAUCACCAACAACGUGGUUUAGCUCCCACUUUAAAGCAUAACAUGCUAUCAGACGAAAAAUACCAUGCAAGUUACUAAACAGUGGCACAACAUGUGCCUAAGAUAAUUGAUUAGAGCAAUGUGCCACUUCUGCAACAAGUUUUGUAUUACCAGGUUUCACCAUUGACAAGAGUAGCAUCUGCUUCUCAAGGUUGGCUUCUUCAGCAAUGAAAAGUAAAGUCAAGAUUGUCAAAAGUUAUUUUUCAAAUUCACACAACUAGCAAUCCAGCAUGACAAAAAAUUCAUAAAUUUUGUAGUAUUUUUGUCUUAUGAUUAUUGCAUCAUUUUUUCCCAUGCUUUUCUUCAUCUUUCACGAGUUCGAUGUAUACUAUAUUUUAUUGGCGUGCGUGCACAUGUAAAUAGUAUGUAUACAUGCAUGCAAUUUUCAGGGCAGAUAUAAAAUAUAAUAAGCUGACUAUGAUACA